Messenger RNA from Neltuma alba, 2004 nucleotides. Its product is annotated as alpha-mannosidase I MNS4-like. The record is from RefSeq and is a predicted model, not a curated record. Bases 124 to 2004 code for a protein of 626 amino acids. Gene Ontology annotation, cellular component: endoplasmic reticulum; membrane. The transcript is spliced from 17 exons. Gene Ontology annotation, molecular function: mannosyl-oligosaccharide 1,2-alpha-mannosidase activity; calcium ion binding. Gene Ontology annotation, biological process: carbohydrate metabolic process; mannose trimming involved in glycoprotein ERAD pathway; endoplasmic reticulum mannose trimming. NCBI's taxonomy places the organism in Eukaryota, Viridiplantae, Streptophyta, Magnoliopsida, Fabales, Fabaceae.
AGUGAAGCUAGCUGCCGGGAGAGAGAGAUCACAGCUGGGGCAAGAGAAUCUGAUAAUGGCGCUGUCUUCCUGAAUUGCUACUCCGCUAAGUCGGAGAGAGUGAAAACGGAGACACUGGAACCCAUGAAAGCUCAACUAUUGAUUCAGAUCUUCUCAUGCUUCGUAUUAGCCUCUGUUUGUUUUCUACAAACAACGCUCGCCGAUGGCGUAACCCCUGAGGAAGCGAAAGAACUUCGAGAUGAGGUUCGUGGGAUGUUUUAUCAUGCUUUUAAUGGAUAUAUGGAGCAUGCUUUUCCACUUGAUGAAUUAAGACCUCUUUCAUGUGGGGGAGAAGAUUCCCUUGGUGGUUAUGCCUUAACUUUGAUUGACUCGUUAGACAUGUUGGCUUUACUUGGUGACCAUGAACGCUUCACAAGUUCCAUUGAAUGGAUUGGUAAAAAUCUUCGGUUUGAUAUAAAUAAAACAGUUUCUGUUUUUGAAACCACUAUUCGGGUGCUUGGAGGCUUACUUUCUGCUCAUCUAAUUGCCAGUGAUUAUGCUACGGGUAUGAGAGUUCCAUCAUAUGACAAUCAGUUACUGAACUUGGCUGAAGAUCUUGGCAGGAGGUUGUUACCUGCAUUUGACACUCCCACAGGAAUUCCAUUUGGUUCAGUAAAUUUGUUACAUGGAGUUGAUAAACAUGAAAGCAAGAUAACUUCAACAGCUGGAGGUGGGACAUUGACUCUUGAAUUUGGAGUUCUGAGCCGUUUGACAAAUGAUCCCAUUUUUGAACAAGUGACUAAGAAUGCAGUGCGCGGACUUUGGGCCCAACGUUCAAGGCUUAAUCUAGUUGGUGCUCAUAUUAAUGUUUUUACUGGUGAAUGGACCCAGAAGGAUGCUGGGAUAGGAACUAGUAUUGAUUCUUUCUAUGAGUACCUGUUAAAGGCUUAUUUAUUAUUUGGAGAUGAGGAGUACUUGUAUAUAUUUCAAGAAGCUUAUGCUGCUGCCAUGCAUUAUCUUUACAAUGACCCUUGGUAUGUAGAAGUGAACAUGGAUUCUGCUGCUAUUGUCUGGCCAUUAUUUAAUAGUUUGCAGGCAUUCUGGCCUGGUCUCCAGGUUUUAGCUGGAGACAUUGAUCCUGCAAUUCGUACCCAUGCUGCCUUCUUUAGUGUAUGGAGAAGAUAUGGUUUUACACCAGAGGGUUUUAAUCUUGCUACCCUCAGUGUUCAGCAUGGGCAGAAAAGCUACCCUCUGCGGCCAGAAUUAAUAGAGAGCACAUAUUGGUUGUACAAAGCUACCAGAGAUCCUAGAUAUCUUGAUGUUGGACGGGACAUAGUUGCUAGUUUACAGUAUGGUGCCCGAUGCACUUGUGGAUAUUGUCACAUUUCAGAUGUUGAAUCUCACAAUCAGGAAGAUCACAUGGAGAGCUUCUUCCUCGCUGAGACGGUCAAGUAUCUGUGGCUUCUAUUUGAUUUGGCUGUGGGUCCUGAUAACAUUGUGGAAAACGGGCCAUACAAGUACAUCUUCAGCACUGAAGGCCAUUUACUGCCAGCUACUCCUCAAAUCUCUCUUGUAAAGGAACAUUGUCUGUAUUAUGGGUCUUAUUGUAGAAUGAAUGAUGUAAGACAAGGAUCUUUUAGCUCAGAGGUUGAAAAUGAUCUACAAGAAUCCAAUGACAGUAAAAUCCAUGGAAGCGAGACUCAUGCUGAGCAUAUGUCAGAUUAUAAUACUUUUGAAUCAACUUCUAUUUCAGGUUUGAUCAAGGGUUUUUGCCCAGGAUUAACCCAUGGUCAGAAGUUUGGUAUAUCAUAUGUGCAUCCACCUGAUCAGCGUGAUUAUGAGACUGUCCAACAGAAAGAACCAGCAGUUGUACAAAGCCAGGCAGUUUUGGUUAUCCCAAGCCAAAGUGCCGACCAUUUGCCACCCGACCAUAAUAGUUACAAAGAUGAUAAUCAGACUCAUGAAUCAGAUGUAUCUAAUGAACAGAAUGAUAAUCAGACUCAUGAAUCAGAUAUAUCUACCUGA